Molecule: messenger RNA, 234 nt
Organism: Brugia pahangi
Lineage: Eukaryota; Metazoa; Nematoda; Chromadorea; Rhabditida; Onchocercidae
Source: the annotation of a GenBank genome assembly
AUGCACCACCCGUAUUUAGAUUCAGAAAGCUAUGUUCUUUUUUACAGAGCCAAAUCAAUCACUAAAUUAAUUGGACCAGCCGCUACAAAGGCGUUACCCAAUACAAAUCAAGGCAUAGAAAAGCUGGAGUGGAAAAGAAUCUUUCCUCGCCUUUUCCUUCAGGCGGCAAAAUGGUAUCAGUUAAACAGUCAAAGCGCAUCCCAACCUGACUACCUGUAUACUGAGUACUGCUGA